This is a messenger RNA of Trichogramma pretiosum, 1806 nucleotides long. RefSeq names its product zinc finger protein OZF-like. Lineage: Eukaryota; Metazoa; Arthropoda; Insecta; Hymenoptera; Trichogrammatidae. Gene Ontology annotation, molecular function: DNA-binding transcription factor activity, RNA polymerase II-specific; RNA polymerase II cis-regulatory region sequence-specific DNA binding. The coding region runs from base 145 to 1626 and encodes 493 amino acids. The transcript is spliced from 3 exons. Gene Ontology annotation, biological process: regulation of transcription by RNA polymerase II. The record is from RefSeq and is a predicted model, not a curated record.
CGGAGGAAUUCCUCAGUGAGCAAGUGUUUACGAAUUGGUGUAUUCGAGAUACAGUGCUGUUGGCUACUCGUGGUGUUUAACCUCAAAUAUUUUUUCGGAGUAUAUCGUGAAAAUUUACAGCGAUUACACAUAAUCAAACGAGUGAUGGAAAACAUAGAGGACAUAAUUAGAGUGAAGGAAGAACCGAAAGAUGCAGGCGAUGAUAAUAUGUUGGAUUCAGUGGGCUCUUGCAAAACCGAAAACUUUGAAACCUCGUCGUUUUAUGAAUCAUCGGCAAAUCACGAUAAUGAAGCAACUGCGUUAUCCGAAAAGUCGAAUAAAAAAAUAUUCGUUGACUUUGAGUGCAAAAAUGUUAAAACUGAACUAAAGCCUUUAUUGGCAACCGUCUGCAAAACUGAAUAUCAAAAUAGUCUACCUAUUGUGAAAAUUGAGAACGAAAAUCAGAUCAAUGACAUCGAUGGAAAAAUAUUCAUUGAUUUUGAAUGCAAAGAUGUUAAAUUUGAACUGAAGUCUAAAUCGGAAACAAACUGCAAAUCCGAGUAUCAAAAUGUUCAAACCCUUCUUAAAGUAGAAAACCAAAUUCAGACAAAUUACUUGAACGAUGAAUUUGGCGAAUCGGAAAAGAAAAAAAUAUUGGCAAAAAGGAAUGAAACCAAGUCGUUUCAUAAGCUUAAUGUGUGUGAAAAAUCUUAUGAUGGAGAAGCGAGUACAACAACGAAAAUCAAUACGACACAUAAGAGCAAUAAACCGUAUGAAUGUGAUUUUUGUCACAAAUUAUUUUCACAAAGAAGUAACUUAACUGUACACCGAAAUUCAGUGAAUAAUCAAGGUAAACCCUUCGAAUGUAAAAUUUGUCACAAAUCAUUUGGAUGCAAAGGUAACCUUAAAUCUCAUGUAAUGACUGUACACGACGGCAAGCCCAUAGAAUGUGAAAUCUGUCACAAAUUAUUUUCAUACAAGAGUAUAUUGAAGAAACACGUGAGUUCAGUACAUAGUCUUAGCAAACCCUUUGAGUGUGACACUUGUCAGAAAUCAUUUAGACAAAAAAGUGAUCUCAAAAUUCAUAAAAAUACAUUACAUAAUCGUAGCAGACCCUUCGAAUGUGAGAUUUGUCACAAAUCAUUUGGAUACCAAAGCCAGCUAAAGACUCACAUAAACGCAGUUCACUAUAAGAGCAAACCAUUUGAGUGUGACAUUUGUCAUAAAUCCUUUGGAUACCCGCAACUAACCAAAAGUCACAUUAUGACAGUACAUAAUAAUAUCAAACCGUUCAAGUGUGAGAUUUGUCACAAAUCAUUUGGAAUACUGAAGGUUCUGAAUAGGCACAUAAAUGCAGUACAUUAUCGGAGCAAACCCUUCGAAUGUGACAUUUGUAGCAAAUCAUUUGACCGGAAGUAUACCCUCAAAUUUCACAUUAAUACAGUACAUAUGCAUAAAAAACCCAAUGAGUGUGACAUUUGUCACAAACCAUUUGAACAUAAAAGUCGACUCAAAAUUCACAUAGAUACAGUACAUAUGCAUAAAAAACCCUUCGAGUGUGAUGUCUGUCACAAAUCAUUUGGACUAAAAAGUCACCUCAAGCGUCACAUAAAAGCAGCACAUGAUCGGAGCAAACCUUUCGAAUGAGAGAUUCGAAAUUCAAAACUCACAUUAACGUAGUUCGUGAUUGUACCAAAAUUUGAUAGUGUGAGAUUUGUCCGGAGACAAUUGGACGCAAUUACACGAAUACUUUCUAUAAUUUUGGAAAAUCUUUCUCAUAAAUAUCCUUUAAUUUCUUCUUUAAUAAUAAACCAUUUCAAACUGUCA